Molecule: messenger RNA, 959 nt
Organism: Exaiptasia diaphana
Lineage: Eukaryota; Metazoa; Cnidaria; Anthozoa; Actiniaria; Aiptasiidae
Product: UBX domain-containing protein 6
Exons: 9
Coding region: 32-619 (195 amino acids)
Source: RefSeq, a predicted model, not a curated record
AAACGAAGGCUCAGGGUACGAGAUUGUGAAGAUGGCUGCUUCUUCGAGUGGCAGCGAGGAAGAAGCAGUUUUGAAUGCCUGUCUGGAGGAAUUAWUGAAGGAACACGAUAAAGAUACAGUUAAAAUAGCCCUGGAAACAUUACUAAAGAUCACAAACAAUGUUAUCCAGUAUCCAAAGGAGGAGAAAUAUCAAAAGAUUAAGACUGAAAAUAAGAACUUUAAAAGCAAGKUGUGGAGUGUACCCGAGGCRCAGCAAUUUCUCAUGGUUUGUGGAUGGAUAGAGACUGAUGGUGCCAUYGUUUUGCAAGGCGAUAUUGAUAUGAUUCUUGUCAAACAUGUGUUGCAAAAUAAACUUAGGUCUGUGGAGCUGUGUAAAGAGGGUGGACAUUCUCUCUCAGAAAAGGAAAAGAACAUACAAGAAGAAAGAAGAGUACUCAGAGAAAAGGCAAGGUUGGAAAAACAAGAGAAGGAGAGGAUAAAAGCUCAAAUACGGGCUGACAGAGAAAACAUUAAAUCUAGGGAACUCCAUGAUUCAAAAGCAACCACAAUGCAUGGUGAUGGUCACAUGACAAAAUUUAAAGACAUUGGUGUUGACCUUGGAAAGGGCGGUGGAGGAUGAGGUUAGGAUUUCUGGCAUGCUCAACAAAAGGACAUUUGUUCAGUAGUGUUGAUACAGUUCUUUAGGACAAUAUAUAUAUCAAUAUUUCUCUCCAUAAUUAUAGUAACAAUGAUUUUUUUCAUAUUUUGAGGACUAGGAGUUGCAAGCAUUCCUACAUAAUAUCGUUUUUAAAACGAAAAGUUUUAAUUUUUUUGUUUUUUUAAUCAUACUUUUUAAUAAUAAAGUUUCCUCUAAAUAAUGAAAAGAGGUUUUGUAACCGUCAGUCUAUAAUACUCCAGUUUCGAGUUCAUAGCGAAAAACCGCUGCUUUAUUUGACAACAGAUUCUCUUGUGCAAAGACC